Monosiga brevicollis MX1 is the source of this 612-nucleotide messenger RNA. RefSeq lists its product as uncharacterized. NCBI's taxonomy places the organism in Eukaryota, Choanoflagellata, Craspedida, Salpingoecidae. The coding region runs from base 1 to 612 and encodes 203 amino acids. The record is from RefSeq and is a predicted model, not a curated record. The transcript is spliced from 2 exons.
AUGGCGCGCGGCCCCGGCCCAAGCCGAGCGGCGUGCCAAGGCGCGAAGCGCAAAAGCCAUCGAUGGGGUCAAACAAGCGUAGGCAAGGGACCAGGGAGCUGCGGCUGGAAAGUUGGAUAUGCAGAAAUGCAAGACGCAGCCGCCGUGACCCGUCGACCGUGUCCUACGAGCCACAGCGCGCAUUCCCAACGAGCACACAAGACCCCACGAGGCAGAUCAAAGCCAGGCAUAUCGCGGCAGCCAGGCCAGGCAAGGCAAGGCAAGGCAAGGCAGCUCUGCCCCUCCCUCCCGCUCACGCUCCAUCUUUCUCUGCGCACCAUCGAACGACUUCAGAAGACGAAGAAACCGAAGAGCAACAUCAGACGGGAUCGCCAUGGAAACCUGGCGCAUAGCAUACUGAACACAGCACAACAGUCAAGGAAAGGCACACCGUGCAUCAUAAACAGCACGACGCGGCGUCAUACACCGACGCCAACAACGCCAACAACGCCGCCGCCGCCGCCGUUUUGCCAGUUCGCCAGUUUACCGCUCUUACGCAACCGGCAUCGAAACUGUUGUUUGGAACACCUGACUACAACAGCUCCCACACCGCUGGCUGGCCAGGUUGGGUAA